Messenger RNA from Centropristis striata (black sea bass), 1572 nucleotides. It is a transcript of the gene mogat2, whose product is annotated as monoacylglycerol O-acyltransferase 2. Lineage: Eukaryota; Metazoa; Chordata; Actinopteri; Perciformes; Serranidae. Gene Ontology annotation, molecular function: 2-acylglycerol O-acyltransferase activity; diacylglycerol O-acyltransferase activity. The transcript is spliced from 6 exons. Bases 91 to 1098 code for a protein of 335 amino acids. Gene Ontology annotation, cellular component: endoplasmic reticulum membrane. The record is from RefSeq and is a predicted model, not a curated record. Gene Ontology annotation, biological process: triglyceride biosynthetic process; diacylglycerol biosynthetic process.
AGGGCAGACUUUGGACCCACUUCACUCACUCUUCCUCUGCGCCGCUGGCUGCAUUGCUUCGGUUUGUCUCUCUUCUCUCUCCUGGAAAACAUGAAGAUUCAAUUUGCCCCCAGCGAAGUGCCCCUGCACAGGAGACUGCAGACGGCUUCAGUGCUGCAGUGGGUCUACUCCUUCCUUGGUCUGGCACCCACCUGCAUCUGCCUCUUCUUCUACCUGCUGUUCACUCGCUUCUGGCUCAUCUCUGUGCUCUACUCCGUCUGGUGGUUCUUUGACUAUGACACCCCUGCACGUGGAGGCCGCAGGGUGCCCUACUUGUGUGGCCUCAAAGUUUGGAAAUACAUGCGGGAUUACUUCCCCAUCAAGCUGGUCAAGACAGCUGACCUGGAUCCCAGGCAGAACUACAUCCUGGGCUUCCAUCCUCAUGGCGUGCUGGUGGCAGGAGCCUUCACCAACUUCUGCACCUACGCUACAGGCUUCCCACAGCUGUUCCCUGGACUCACCAGCUACCUGCUCAUGCUGCCGCUUUGGUUCAGAGCCCCGUUCUUUAGAGACUACAUUAUGUGUGCAGGUCUGAUUCCUUCAGACAAAGAGAGCGCCAAGUACCCGCUCAGCAAAAGAGGUGGAGGUAACGCUGUUGUGAUAGCAGUCGGUGGGGCCCCAGAGGCCCUCGAUGCCCAUCCUGGGACCUACAAUGUACUUUUGGCUAAGAAGAAAGGCUUCAUCAAAAUGGCGAUGGAGCAUGGUGCUCACCUGGUGCCAGUCUUCUCUUUUGGAGAGAAUGAAGUGUAUGAUCAAGUGGGAAACCAAAGAGGAACCAUGCUUCGAUGGAUACAGGAGCGGCUGCAAAGCAUCAUGGGUAUCUCCCUGCCUCUCUUCCAUGCACGUGGCAUUUUCCAAUACUCCUUUGGUCUCAUACCCUACAGAAGACCCAUCACUACAGUCGUUGGGAAGCCCAUCAGGGUGGAGAGGAAUGAGAAGCCAACAGCAGAGCAACUCGAUGCCCUGCACCAGCUGUACAUGGACGAACUCAGCAAUCUGUUUGAGGAGCACAAAGGCAACUAUGGAGUGGACGAGGACACACACCUGAACUUUGUCUAAGCUGAACUGAUGAUGGAGAGGAUCCAAAUGCAUAUUUAUUUGUAAAGCUCUGGCAGGCUCUGAUAAAUGAUUGCCUCUGUAAACUGGACUUUGCUGUCUACUGGCCUGUAAAUUAAGGAUGAAUAAACUCUUGUUGGUUCUGCUGUAUGGCUUUAUAUAGAGAAGGAUUUAAAGACAGUAUGAGAUAAAAGCAACCAUUGUAGAAAUGCUUCUGUAUCCAUGACUGAGACCUGGCUGCUCAUUCAAACUGCUGCCAGGGACACGAAUGACACAAGCUUUCCUCAUCAUCUCCCAGUGGGGGAAUCUGUCUGGGGUUUUGGAUUUUGUGCAAGGCCUGACACUUUCUCAAACAGAGUCAUAGGUUGAAUUUGAAGUUGCAAUAUCAUUUGGAAAGACUGUCAUAAAAAAAACACCAAUAAUUUCAUUAUCUGGUAUCUGUCCAAAGCACUGAAAAUAAAAAUCUUUUAUACACCA